Molecule: messenger RNA, 542 nt
Organism: Gloeophyllum trabeum ATCC 11539
Lineage: Eukaryota; Fungi; Basidiomycota; Agaricomycetes; Gloeophyllales; Gloeophyllaceae
Product: conidiation protein 6
Exons: 4
Coding region: 156-413 (85 amino acids)
Cellular component (GO): cytoplasm
Source: RefSeq, a predicted model, not a curated record
CGACGUCGUAAUGCUCAAAACGACCACUCGACAUGUCGGGGUUGAUGUCAUCUGUCUCGCGCCUAGGCAUAUAAGAACGGCAGGCAAGGGGGAAUAAAAGCAUCCCUCCCUCUAACUCUUACCACUGCCAGCCUCUUCCAACACUCUCAUCAGCAAUGGCCAACCCUGGAAAUGUUGCUGGCGGCCACAAGGCCAACCUUAACAACCCCAACACCUCCGAGGAGUCCAAGGAACACUCCCGCCAGGUCCUUGACGACUUGGAGAGCUCGGGUGAAGUCGGCGGCGGCGACGCCCUUAAGAACGAGGGCAAUGUCGUUGGCGGUCACAAGGCCAACUUGAAGAACCCCAGAACCUCUGACGAGUCGAAGGAGCAUUCCAAGCAGGUUCUGGACGAUAUGGAUGCGAGCGCCUAGAAAUCGUCCGAUGUGUACGUUGUAAGACCGCGAUUCUGUAACAAAUGUCCUGUAAUGUACUACCAGGUGUCUGAAUUGGUCAAUGUAAUGGGUUUCCAUUCACAAUGAGGGACUCACUUUGCUCAUCGA